Molecule: messenger RNA, 2015 nt
Organism: Schistocerca nitens (vagrant locust)
Lineage: Eukaryota; Metazoa; Arthropoda; Insecta; Orthoptera; Acrididae
Gene: NO66
Product: ribosomal oxygenase 1
Exons: 10
Coding region: 181-1854 (557 amino acids)
Cellular component (GO): nucleolus
Molecular function (GO): histone H3K4 demethylase activity; histone H3K36 demethylase activity
Source: RefSeq, a predicted model, not a curated record
AAGUGUCCUAGCUAUUUUUGAAGAUCUUAGGACAUUUGUUUGCACACUAAAACAGCAGGACCGCGUGUUGUUAUGGUUCGGAGAUGGCACCUGUGAACGUGAAGAAAGUGGUGUCAGCUUUUUCUGUUUACUCCAAAAAGAAUAGGGGGAGCCUACAAAGAUAAACCUGGUAUUCUAGAAAUGCCUCGUGAUCAACUGUUUGCAGAUAGAUUACAUAUCAUGGUUGUGAAAAAGAAGAAGAAACUAGAUGUACUUAAGAAAGACAACAAAAGAUUAGAAGUGCCAAAUCAAGAUACCUUGGAAGACAUCUCCAUAAUCACUAAGAGGCAGUCCUCUGCAAACACUGAUAGCCUUAAAUCAAAGAGAAAAAAGAAGAAGAAAAUCUCAAAUCGUACUAUAGAGCUGGAAGAAAGAGAUGGAGAUGAAAACAAUGAAGAAGAUACGGCUGUCAGUGAUCAGUAUCUUGAAAAAACAAAUGGGCAUGAGGAGUCAGAAAACAUGGGAAGCAUUGAAGAAGGAAAAAUAAUGUUUGAAUGGCUUGUUCAUCCUCUCCGUUUUGAUGAAUUCAUGAAGGAUCCAUGGGAAAAGAGGCCAUAUCAUGGACAACGGAAUAAUCCAUCCUAUUAUUCAGCUGUGUUAUCUACAGAGAUGAUAGAUAAAAUGUUACGUAAACACAAUGUUAAGUUUACGAAGAAUAUUGAUGUAACAACAUAUUCAGAUGGAGUUAGAGAGACUUUGAAUCCUCCAGGAAGGGCAACUGCAGAAAGGGUGUGGGCAUACUAUGAAAAUGGAUGCAGUGUGAGAUUAUUAAAUCCUCAGUCAUUCAUUCCACAGGUUGGAAUGAUGGUUGCAACACUCCAGGAAUUAUUUGGAUGUAUGGUGGGUGCUAAUGUGUAUCUUACUCCUCCAGAUUCACAAGGAUUUGCACCUCACUAUGAUGACAUAGAAGCAUUUGUAAUGCAGAUAGAAGGCAAGAAACACUGGCGUGUCUACUCACCCCGGUCUGAAAAAGAAGUACUUCCACGAUUUUCAAGUCAAAAUUUGACUCAGGAGGAACUGGGUGAACCCUUACUCGAUGUGGUUCUGACUGCAGGGGACAUUCUGUACUUCCCUCGUGGCUUCAUCCAUCAAGCAAACACUGUUCCAGGAGAACAUUCAUUGCAUAUCACAUUAUCAAGUUACCAGCGACAUUCAUGGGCUGACAUUCUUGAAAAGAUGCUGCCUGCAGCACUUAGCGUUGCUACUGAGGAAACUGUAGAUUUUCGGCGAGGCUUACCAGUUGAUUAUCUGCAGUAUAUGGGAGUUGCACACAGCGAUAAAACUGGAGAUGAACGUAGAGAAGCUUUCAUAACACAGCUGCAUCAGCUGUUUGAUAAAUUGUGGGAACAUUUGCCCAUUGAUGCAGCUGUUGAUCAGAUGGCAAAGGAGUUCAUGCAUGAUGCAUUUCCUCCUGUUCUAACAGAAGAAGAAGUGAAACAGACUGUAACAGGUGGAGGGUUAAGAAUGUUAAGUGAUGGGAAGAUAUCGAAGGACACCAAACUACAGCUUACUACAAAAAUAAAACUGCUCCGUGCACACAUACUGAGGCUAGUAAUGGAAGAUGACAAUGAUGAGGAUAAUGAUGAUGAAGAUACUGUCGACAUUUUUCAUUAUGCUGAUAAUUCUAUGGAGUACCAUGGAGAAGAUCCACAAUCAUUCAAAAUUUCAGCAGACUUAGCUCCAGGUGUUGAAUUUCUCAUCAGCUGUUACCCACAGUUUGUCAGUAUCUCAGACAUACCACUGGAUACUGACAGUGAGAAGAUAAACCUGGCUUCAGACCUUUGGCAGCGUGGGCUCCUCCUCAAGUGUGAUUAGAGUUCCUAACUGGUUUUUGUAAAACAUUUCUGAUCUGUGUUUUUGACUGAGCAUCUUCAAAAGUGUGGCAGAUUACGACAUCCUACACCUCAGCUUGUGAUGCUUGUUCUUUCUGUAGCCAGAUUAAACUUUUAAUAAACUGACUUCACUUUGUUGCUGAA